AUGGCCUCGUUGGCACUGCUCGCACCGGUGCUGCCUGACAUAGUCGAGAUUCCCCACUCCAGCAAGAGGCCACGGACCUGGAAGCAGGGCCGGGAGCAGAACUUGGCUUCGGCCUAUGUGGCAGUGCUGGUGGGACCCUGUUGGGCGAAGGCAAACAAGGCCAGGUUCAAGUUCUACACCCGCCAGUAUUCCAACUCCCUGAGCCCCUUCUACACGCUGCAGAAACCCACCUGCGGUUACCUGUACAGCGGCGCUGUCGACCACACCCGCAAGAUCUUGGACGUGCCUCAUGCCAACCUGGCCUUGUGGAAAUCUUAG
This is a messenger RNA of Suncus etruscus (white-toothed pygmy shrew), 318 nucleotides long. RefSeq names its product GUCA1A neighbor (gene CIMIP3). The record is from RefSeq and is a predicted model, not a curated record. Bases 1 to 318 code for a protein of 105 amino acids. Lineage: Eukaryota; Metazoa; Chordata; Mammalia; Eulipotyphla; Soricidae. The transcript is spliced from 3 exons.